This is a messenger RNA of Homo sapiens (human), 4748 nucleotides long. RefSeq names its product protocadherin gamma subfamily B, 1 (gene PCDHGB1). Gene Ontology annotation, cellular component: growth cone; membrane; plasma membrane. NCBI's taxonomy places the organism in Eukaryota, Metazoa, Chordata, Mammalia, Primates, Hominidae. The transcript has 4 exons. The coding region runs from base 163 to 2946 and encodes 927 amino acids. Gene Ontology annotation, molecular function: calcium ion binding. The record is from RefSeq and is marked reviewed. Gene Ontology annotation, biological process: cell adhesion; homophilic cell-cell adhesion.
GCCUUCCUGCUUUGUCCGGUGCACUGAGCACAGACGCUGCUCCUGUUCACCCUCGAGCGCCUAACUAAUAAGUCCUAAGCUCAAAUCACAGAAGUCCAGGGUGCUGCCAUUUCUUUUUGAAAAACAUCCCAGAGGAAAGAAGCUCCGCGGAGAGUUCCUGAAAUGCAGAGAGCCAGAGAAGCCGAAAUGAUGAAAAGUCAGGUACUGUUUCCCUUCCUGCUGUCUUUGUUCUGCGGGGCCAUCUCCCAGCAGAUCCGAUACACGAUUCCAGAGGAGCUAGCCAACGGCUCACGGGUGGGGAAACUUGCCAAGGAUCUGGGGCUCAGUGUCCGGGAGUUGCCAACUCGAAAACUGCGGGUUAGUGCAGAGGAUUAUUUCAACGUUAGUUUGGAGAGCGGGGAUUUGUUAGUGAACGGUAGGAUAGAUCGAGAGAAGAUUUGCGGAAGGAAACUUGAGUGUGCACUAGAAUUCGAAACGGUCGCUGAAAACCCAAUGAAUGUUUUCCACGUGGUUGUUGUAAUCCAAGAUAUUAAUGACAAUGCACCACGUUUCGUUGCAAAAGGCAUUGACUUAGAAAUUUGUGAGUCAGCCUUACCCGGGGUAAAAUUCUCUCUGGAUUCUGCUCAAGAUGCAGAUGUGGAAGGCAAUUCACUGAAGUUAUACACCAUCAACCCCAAUCAAUACUUCUCUCUGUCAACGAAGGAAAGUCCUGAUGGAAGUAAAUAUCCGGUAUUACUGCUGGAAAAACCUCUAGACAGGGAACAUCAGAGCUCUCAUCGCUUAAUCCUGACUGCCAUGGAUGGCGGGGACCCGCCUCUAAGCGGCACCACCCAUAUCUGGAUCCGAGUUACGGAUGCCAAUGAUAAUGCUCCCGUGUUUAGCCAGGAGGUAUACAGGGUUAGCCUCCAAGAAAACGUACCGUGGGGAACCUCCGUGCUGCGGGUGAUGGCCACAGACCAGGAUGAGGGCAUUAAUGCAGAGAUCACCUAUGCCUUCCUCAAUUCCCCAAUAAGUACCAGCCUCUUCAAUCUCAAUCCAAAUACUGGCGACAUCACAACCAAUGGCACAUUGGAUUUUGAAGAGACAAGUAGAUAUGUGUUGAGUGUGGAAGCUAAGGAUGGAGGAGUACACACAGCUCACUGUAAUGUUCAAAUAGAAAUUGUUGACGAGAAUGACAAUGCCCCAGAGGUGACAUUCAUGUCCUUCUCUAACCAGAUUCCAGAGGAUUCAGACCUUGGAACUGUAAUAGCCCUCAUAAAAGUGCGAGACAAGGAUUCUGGGCAAAAUGGCAUGGUGACAUGCUAUACUCAGGAAGAAGUUCCUUUCAAAUUAGAAUCCACCUCGAAGAAUUAUUACAAGCUGGUGAUUGCUGGAGCCCUAAACCGGGAGCAGACAGCAGACUACAACGUCACAAUCAUAGCCACCGACAAGGGCAAACCAGCCCUUUCCUCCAGGACAAGCAUCACCCUGCACAUCUCCGACAUCAACGACAAUGCACCUGUUUUCCAUCAGGCCUCCUAUGUGGUCCACGUGUCUGAGAACAACCCACCUGGCGCCUCCAUUGCACAAGUAAGCGCCUCCGACCCGGAUUUGGGACCCAACGGCAGAGUCUCCUACUCUAUUCUGGCCAGUGACCUGGAGCCGCGGGAGCUGUUGUCCUACGUGUCCGUGAGCCCGCAGAGCGGGGUGGUGUUCGCGCAGCGCGCCUUCGACCACGAGCAGCUGCGCGCCUUCGAGCUCACACUGCAGGCCAGGGACCAGGGCUCCCCCGCGCUCAGCGCCAACGUGAGCCUGCGCGUGUUGGUGGGCGACCUCAAUGACAAUGCGCCACGGGUGCUGUACCCCGCGCUGGGGCCUGAUGGCUCCGCCCUCUUCGAUAUGGUGCCACGCGCCGCAGAGCCCGGCUACCUGGUGACCAAGGUGGUGGCGGUGGACGCAGACUCAGGACACAACGCUUGGCUGUCCUACCACGUGCUGCAGGCCAGCGAGCCCGGGCUCUUCAGCCUGGGGUUGCGCACGGGUGAGGUGCGCACAGCGCGUGCCUUGGGCGACAGGGACGCGGCCCGCCAGCGCCUGCUGGUCGCUGUGCGUGAUGGAGGACAGCCGCCACUCUCCGCCACCGCCACGCUGCACCUAAUCUUCGCGGAUAGCCUGCAAGAGGUAUUGCCAGACCUCAGCGACCGCCCUGAGCCCUCUGACCCCCAGACGGAACUGCAGUUUUACCUGGUUGUGGCCUUGGCCUUGAUCUCAGUGCUCUUUCUCCUCGCGGUGAUUCUAGCGAUCGCCCUGCGCCUGCGACGUUCCUCCAGCCUCGACACUGAGGGCUGCUUUCAAACCGGUCUCUGCUCCAAGUCUGGGCCCGGGGUUCCUCCCAACCACAGCGAGGGGACUUUGCCCUAUUCCUACAAUCUAUGUAUUGCCUCUCAUUCUGCAAAGACAGAGUUUAAUUCUCUCAACCUGACACCGGAAAUGGCUCCCCCUCAGGAUCUGCUGUGUGAUGAUCCUUCUAUGGUUGUAUGUGCCAGUAAUGAAGAUCACAAAAUCGCUUAUGACCCUUCUUUGUCUUCGCACCAAGCCCCGCCCAACACGGACUGGCGUUUCUCUCAGGCCCAGAGACCCGGCACCAGCGGCUCCCAAAAUGGCGAUGACACCGGCACCUGGCCCAACAACCAGUUUGACACAGAGAUGCUGCAAGCCAUGAUCUUGGCGUCCGCCAGUGAAGCUGCUGAUGGGAGCUCCACCCUGGGAGGGGGUGCCGGCACCAUGGGAUUGAGCGCCCGCUACGGACCCCAGUUCACCCUGCAGCACGUGCCCGACUACCGCCAGAAUGUCUACAUCCCAGGCAGCAAUGCCACACUGACCAACGCAGCUGGCAAGCGGGAUGGCAAGGCCCCAGCAGGUGGCAAUGGCAACAAGAAGAAGUCGGGCAAGAAGGAGAAGAAGUAACAUGGAGGCCAGGCCAAGAGCCACAGGGCGGCCUCUCCCCAACCAGCCCAGCUUCUCCUUACCUGCACCCAGGCCUCAGAGUUUCAGGGCUAACCCCCAGAAUACUGGUAGGGGCCAAGGCCAUGCUCCCCUUGGGAAACAGAAACAAGUGCCCAGUCAGCACCUACCCCUUCCCCCCCAGGGGGUUGAAUAUGCAAAAGCAGUUCCGCUGGGAACCCCCAUCCAAUCAACUGCUGUACCCAUGGGGGUAGUGGGGUUACUGUAGACACCAAGAACCAUUUGCCACACCCCGUUUAGUUACAGCUGAACUCCUCCAUCUUCCAAAUCAAUCAGGCCCAUCCAUCCCAUGCCUCCCUCCUCCCCACCCCACUCCAACAGUUCCUCUUUCCCGAGUAAGGUGGUUGGGGUGUUGAAGUACCAAGUAACCUACAAGCCUCCUAGUUCUGAAAAGUUGGAAGGGCAUCAUGACCUCUUGGCCUCUCCUUUGAUUCUCAAUCUUCCCCCAAAGCAUGGUUUGGUGCCAGCCCCUUCACCUCCUUCCAGAGCCCAAGAUCAAUGCUCAAGUUUUGGAGGACAUGAUCACCAUCCCCAUGGUACUGAUGCUUGCUGGAUUUAGGGAGGGCAUUUUGCUACCAAGCCUCUUCCCAACGCCCUGGGGACCAGUCUUCUGUUUUGUUUUUCAUUGUUUGACGUUUCCACUGCAUGCCUUGACUUCCCCCACCUCCUCCUCAAACAAGAGACUCCACUGCAUGUUCCAAGACAGUAUGGGGUGGUAAGAUAAGGAAGGGAAGUGUGUGGAUGUGGAUGGUGGGGGCAUGGACAAAGCUUGACACAUCAAGUUAUCAAGGCCUUGGAGGAGGCUCUGUAUGUCCUCAGGGGACUGACAACAUCCUCCAGAUUCCAGCCAUAAACCAAUAACUAGGCUGGACCCUUCCCACUACAUAAUAGGGCUCAGCCCAGGCAGCCAGCUUUGGGCUGAGCUAACAGGACCAAUGGAUUAAACUGGCAUUUCAGUCCAAGGAAGCUCGAAGCAGGUUUAGGACCAGGUCCCCUUGAGAGGUCAGAGGGGCCUCUGUGGGUGCUGGGUACUCCAGAGGUGCCACUGGUGGAAGGGUCAGCGGAGCCCCAGCAGGAAGGGUGGGCCAGCCAGGCCAUUCUUAGUCCCUGGGUUGGGGAGGCAGGGAGCUAGGGCAGGGACCAAAUGAACAGAAAGUCUCAGCCCAGGAUGGGGCUUCUUCAACAGGGCCCCUGCCCUCCUGAAGCCUCAGUCCUUCACCUUGCCAGGUGCCGUUUCUCUUCCGUGAAGGCCACUGCCCAGGUCCCCAGUGCGCCCCCUAGUGGCCAUAGCCUGGUUAAAGUUCCCCAGUGCCUCCUUGUGCAUAGACCUUCUUCUCCCACCCCCUUCUGCCCCUGGGUCCCCGGCCAUCCAGCGGGGCUGCCAGAGAACCCCAGACCUGCCCUUACAGUAGUGUAGCGCCCCCUCCCUCUUUCGGCUGGUGUAGAAUAGCCAGUAGUGUAGUGCGGUGUGCUUUUACGUGAUGGCGGGUGGGCAGCGGGCGGCGGGCUCCGCGCAGCCGUCUGUCCUUGAUCUGCCCGCGGCGGCCCGUGUUGUGUUUUGUGCUGUGUCCACGCGCUAAGGCGACCCCCUCCCCCGUACUGACUUCUCCUAUAAGCGCUUCUCUUCGCAUAGUCACGUAGCUCCCACCCCACCCUCUUCCUGUGUCUCACGCAAGUUUUAUACUCUAAUAUUUAUAUGGCUUUUUUUCUUCGACAAAAAAAUAAUAAAACGUUUCUUCUGAAAA